CCUAGCUGUAGUAGGAUUCGCGAUGUGUCUCUCCGGAUGUGUUCGUCGCAGGCGGUAGUGAAUGUGAUCCAGCAGCGGAGCGACCCUCACGGCAGACCCAUGGCGGAGCACAGCGACUCCCCGGCGGCCCUCCAGUCCCCGCAACCCGCGCCCACCACCGGCUGGCCCAUCGUCAAGGAGGCGUACGAGCUCCAGGAGGUGAUCGGCAGUGGAGCCACAGCAGUCGUCCAGGCAGCUCUUUGUAGCCCCCGACAGGAGCGAGUGGCCAUCAAGAGAAUCAACCUGGAGAAAUGCCAGACCAGCAUGGAUGAGCUGCUGAAAGAGAUUCAAGCCAUGAGCCAGUGUAGCCAUCCAAACGUGGUCACCUACUACACUUCAUUCGUUGUCAAGGAUGAGCUCUGGCUGGUCAUGAAGCUCCUGAGUGGAGGAUCAGUGUUAGACAUCAUAAAGCACACGUUCAACAAAGGAGAGCAUAGAAACGGCGUUCUAGAUGAAUCCACGAUAGCAAGCAUUUUGAAGGAAGUACUGGAGGGGUUAGAUUAUCUACACAAAAACGGGCAGAUUCACAGGGACGUGAAGGCUGGUAAUAUUCUUCUGGGAGAAGAUGGAUCGGUGCAGAUCGCAGAUUUUGGCGUGAGUGCUUUUUUAUCCACCGGUGGAGACGUCACAAGACACAAAGUGAGGAAGACGUUUGUUGGGACCCCGUGCUGGAUGGCCCCAGAAGUAAUGGAGCAGGUACGAGGUUAUGACUUCAAAGCUGACAUUUGGAGUUUUGGAAUCACUGCCAUUGAACUCGCAACAGGCUCUGCGCCGUACCAUCGAUAUCCUCCUAUGAAGGUUUUAAUGCUCACGCUGCAGAACGAUCCUCCCUCGCUGGAAACUGGGGUCGAGGACAAAGAGAUGCUUAAGAAGUAUGGGAAAUCUUUUAGAAAACUUAUAUCCCUGUGCCUUCAGAAGGACCCCGCAAAGAGGCCCACUGCAGCCGAGCUUUUGAAAUGUAAAUUUUUCCAAAAGGCUAAGAAUCGAGAGUACUUGAUGGAAAAGCUGCUUACUAAAGGACCAAAUAUAAGCCAAAGAGCCAAAAAGGUCAGAAGGGUCCCAGGGUCGAGUGGACACCUGCACAAAACUGAAGACGGAGACUGGGAAUGGAGCGACGACGAAAUGGAUGAAAGAAGUGAAGAGGGGAAGGCAGCUGUCAAUCAUGAAAGGUCACGCAGGGUCAAAGAAAACGAAAACCAGCACGGAGAAGUGAAUGCGAACAGUCUCCCGCUGGAGGAUCUGUCCAUUCAGCACCCGCAGGUUCAGCCAUUGGAGAAACCCUCGAGCGCCCAUGGAGCUGUGAACAUGGUGCUGAGGUUAAGGAACUCCAAAAAGGAGCUGAAUGACAUACGGUUUGAGUUCACUCCAGGUCAAGACACUGCUGAUGGAGUUUCUCAGGAGCUCUUCUCUGCUGGUCUGGUCAAUGGUCAUGAUGUUGUAGUGGUGGCUGCUAACCUUCAGAAGAUUGUAGAAGACCCAGUUACCUACAAAGUGUUGACCUUUAAGCUGGCAUCAGGCUGUGACAGUACAGAAAUCCCAGAUGAGGUCAAGCUGAUUGGUUUCGCACAGUUGAGCGUCACCUGAUAGCAUCUCAUUAACAGCAGAGGGAGAGACUGAGAGGAUGACAACAUCCAAAACCUGCUGCUGCACACACAACACACUCCUGCUCACACAGCGCUUUCAGUCGCCUCGCCCCACACACACACAAGCUCUCAACCAGUGCAACAGUGUGUUCCGGAAGGAAAAACUCGUUCAUUUUCUCCAUAGGGAAGGAAAACCUUUACACAGGGCCUACUGUGAGCUGCGAGCUUGCUAAUCAAUGAAUGGGAAAUAGUCAAAAUUGCAUUGUUGAGGAAAAAGAAUUAUAAUGCAAGUAAAUCAGAUUUUAUUAUUUCGCUCAGUAAUAAGCACUCCUCCUCUCGCUUUUAUGAUGAAGUUAAGAGAGCACUUAAAAUCUGUACAUUUUUCUGGUUUUAUUUGCUAUGUGUGUUUGAGUAAAACAUUAAUAUGUUUUAUUCUGUAAAGGUUUGAUUUAAAAAUAUAGAAAAGCUGUCAUAAAAUGUGUCCGAUUAACAUUAGCUAUAUAGGUUGCACGGUGGCACAGUGGGUAGCACGUUCGCCUUACAGCAAAAAGGUCGCUGGUUCGAGCCUCA
This is a messenger RNA of Danio rerio (zebrafish), 2192 nucleotides long. The record is from RefSeq and is a predicted model, not a curated record. NCBI's taxonomy places the organism in Eukaryota, Metazoa, Chordata, Actinopteri, Cypriniformes, Danionidae.